CACGGGUCAGAUCGGAUAUUACCCACUGAACGGAUUCAAACUCAAAGGAUAAGGGAAUAGAGGAGCAGGGAGGAUUGGAGGUGGAGACAGGAGAGGUCCCUCUGGUCUGGUCGUUUAAUCCCCCGAAAUCAUCGAAUCACACUGCCCUUCUUCACCCGUCCCAUCCUGUCGCCUCUCCAUUUUCUCUCUCUGCUUUCAAUCUUUGCGCUUCGCCUUCAGAUCGGCAAAAGACUUGUACAGCAACAGCAGCCUCUCUCUUAUCUGUUCAUCUCCUCCAUCCGUUUCAUCAUCUCUUGUUCAUCGUCUCUUUUUUCCCAUUCAAGAUCAACCCAUUUUGUCAUCUCGCUCUCUCUACAUUAUUAAAUAUCCCCAAAUCAUAUUAAAACAAAAAAACAGUGGAAGAGGUAAACCACAUGGAUGCCAACACGCAGCAGCAAGUUCAAUCCUCCUCCACGUACGCGCCGCCGCAGCCCACAAUCACCACCACCGGCACGCCUCCCCCUCCGCCGCCCGCCCACCACCUCCUCCAGCAACAGCAGCAGCAGCUCCAGAUGUUCUGGUCUUACCAGCGCCAGGAAAUCGAGCAGGUGAAUGACUUCAAGAACCACCAGCUCCCCCUCGCCCGAAUCAAGAAGAUCAUGAAGGCCGACGAGGACGUCCGGAUGAUCUCCGCCGAGGCCCCCAUUCUGUUCGCCAAGGCCUGCGAGCUCUUCAUCCUCGAGCUCACCAUCCGCUCCUGGCUCCACGCCGAGGAGAACAAGCGCCGCACCCUCCAGAAGAACGACAUUGCCGCCGCCAUCACCCGCACCGAUAUCUUCGAUUUCCUCGUCGACAUCGUCCCCAGGGACGAGAUCAAGGAGGAGCCCGCCGCCCUCGCCGGCGGCCCCACUGCCAGUGGCGUCCCUUAUUUCUAUCCCGCCAUGGGACAGCCUGCAGGUCCUACCCCUCCUGGCAUGAUGAUUGGUAGGCCUGCCAUGGAACCCUCCGCCGUCUACGGCCAGCCACCUUCCCGGGCCUGGCAGUCCACUUGGCCAGGGGCUGCCGCUGAUGAUGUCUCUUACGGCAGCGGAGGCACUGCUGGUCAUGGCGGCAAUCUCGAUGCACAAGGGUUAGCCACAGACUCCACAGCUUUGCUUCAGCAGCAGCUGCAGUACUCUUUGGUGGGAUGUGCAGUUUCAGAGAAGGCUGGCCUUGUCUUAGUCGGAAGUUUUGCAUGAAUGUGAUGGUUUAAUUGUACUCUGCUAUUGUUUCUGGGAAAAGAGGGGGAGAAAGAUGCCUUUUUUCUUGUAAUAGCAUGACUAGAGACCUCAACGAGAGGCGAAUUAACUUGAUUGUGCAGCAAGCUGCACGACUGCAUCCGCAACUUGCCUAAUUAUAUAAUGUGCAGUUCCUUGACUUAAAAUUCCCAAGUUUUCUCAGUAUGGUGCAUAAUGUAUCCCGCCUUUAAAUUGCAGCUCGAUAAUUUCAUAUAAGACGUAGUUGAAAGAAACGAGUCUUGGCAUGGUGGCGACUAUGUUCAAUUUGAACCUGUAAUUUAACUGUUGCAGCAGAGGUUUUGAUUCUUUCUGCUUCAUGAUGAUCUGCAUCGAGCUAUG
Molecule: messenger RNA, 1595 nt
Organism: Linum tenue
Lineage: Eukaryota; Viridiplantae; Streptophyta; Magnoliopsida; Malpighiales; Linaceae
Source: the annotation of a GenBank genome assembly